Molecule: messenger RNA, 671 nt
Organism: Magnolia sinica
Lineage: Eukaryota; Viridiplantae; Streptophyta; Magnoliopsida; Magnoliales; Magnoliaceae
Product: 5'-3' exoribonuclease 4-like
Exons: 5
Coding region: 4-432 (142 amino acids)
Biological process (GO): nuclear-transcribed mRNA catabolic process
Cellular component (GO): nucleus
Molecular function (GO): 5'-3' RNA exonuclease activity; RNA binding
Source: RefSeq, a predicted model, not a curated record
AACAUGGCUCCAGGGUGGCGUGGCAUCAAGGUUAUUCUUUCUGAUGCCAAUGUGCCGGGUGAGGGGGAGCACAAGAUAAUGUCGUACAUUCGCUUGCAAAGAAAUCUACUAGGGUUUGACCCGAAUACACAACAUUGCUUGUAUGGGUUGGAUGCUGACUUGAUCAUGCUUCCACUGGCUACACAUGAAGUGCAUUUUGCAAUUCUUAGAGAGAGAAUAUCAAAAUGGGAGAUGAACGAGGUUGAUCUGUUGCCAAUUACUCAAUCUGAUAGUAGAUGCAAGGGUCGAUGUCGGCCUCAUGGGACUGAUUCAUUACCAAAAGGUAUAAUCUGUGAGACCUCUAACUUAGAGAUGCGACCAUUAUGGGGUUUCCCAAAGAAAAAGGUGUGUGAAACAAAUGCAAAUUUCAAUUGGCAAUGGAACCAAAACUGAAUUUCCUUCAUUGUUAGAUACGGAUUAUUAGAUGCCUGUGUUGCUUUUUAUCAUCUGUGGGUGGUAAUAAAAACAAGAAAAAUGAAAGAACUGUCUGCUAAUGUCUUGUUAAAUGGACUCUUCGAGUAGUUAGUCAUCACGUGCAGUUGCACAAACAAUCUCCAUUGGCAUAUACAGUACACAUGUACAAAAUCCUGACUGCUCUUCUGGUGCGACCCACCUUGAAUGGGCGUUCAACC